Molecule: messenger RNA, 1200 nt
Organism: Pseudocercospora fijiensis CIRAD86
Lineage: Eukaryota; Fungi; Ascomycota; Dothideomycetes; Mycosphaerellales; Mycosphaerellaceae
Exons: 3
Source: RefSeq, a predicted model, not a curated record
CGAAGAAAGCUACUCUUAGUCUACAUUCAUGGCUUUAUGGGCGCCGAGACAAGUUUUCGUAGUUUUCCUGCUCAUGUGCACAACCUGUUGGCCAUUCUCCUCUCCGAAACGCAUGUGGUCCAUUCAAAGAUCUAUCCGCGCUACAGGUCUAAAGGCAGAAUAUCCAAUGCUAGGGACGAUUUUAGCAGAUGGCUGAGCCCGCACGAGGACAACGCCACCGACACUGUCCUGCUAGGACAUAGCAUGGGAGGAUUGCUAUCUGCUGAGGUGGCGCUUAUGCCUCCUGAACCACCAUCAGCUCCAUCCUUGAAGCAUCGAAUCAUAGGGACCAUCAAUUUCGAUGUUCCUUUCUUGGGGAUGCAUCCUGGGGUAGUGAAAAGUGGACUGUCAAGCAUAUUCAAACCGGCUGAAGAAACAGAUGACAAGUAUUUUGAAACCACAAACACGUUAUGGGCACCUGAGUCAGCGGAUCCGAACUACAACCCUUCCUUCCAGAACGAUGUGGUGCUUCCGGUGAGAAAGGGCUGGCGUAAUGCAUGGCACUUCAUCAACAAGCAUUCUGACGACCUUACUAAAGCGACGAAGAAGCUAGUCUCGUCGCAUUUGGAAUUCGGCGGAGCGAUGGCGAAUUAUAAUGAAUUGAAGAGCAGAUAUGCUAGGCUGAGAGCACUUGAGGAAGCGGACGAGCGAGUACGGCGAUCAGUUGUCCAAAGCGGAACGCCUCCAAGAGUCCGAUUCAUCAAUUACUAUACAGCAAGCACGGAAUCGGAAAUGUCUCAUAGCGAGAAAGAAGAGCUUCGACUGGAACGUGAGAGGCAACGCAUGGAAAAAGAGGGCAGAAGGCUCCGUGGUGAGCCUGAACCAGAGUCGUCACAGCUGCAGCCACACACCGACGCCCUCCGUCCACCACAAAACUCACGUUCUUCCAGCAUAGCAGCUAUAUCCGAGCCCACGGUUGUUCAUGAUACGGAUUCUCUAGCGCCGUCGGAGACCAGAGGACAUGAGAGUCGGAAACCGAAGAAAGAUCGCAUGUUCUGUAGUCUGCCGCCUAAGGAUUCACAUGGAGAGCGAGAUCCUACAUGGGUUCGCGUUUUCAUGGAAAAUGUUGAUGAAGUAGGAGCUCAUUGCGGGCUUUUCUUCGUCGACGAGAGGUACGAGCGGUUGGUCGGAGAUGUAGCAACGCGGAUAGAGAGCUGGGUG